GAUCCCGCCGCUGAGCGCUCGCCUGCUCUGUGAGCGCCUAAAAUGUUCCUGGCAUGCAAGGCCAGGGGAGAUGCAGUGAGGAGCGGGGCACUUUUCCAACAGCUCCUCCGCCGAGAGAGCCAGUGGCACGGCGCGGCUCCGCACCCCGCCGCUCCCCUCGGCUUCCUCGAGCAGCCCGACCGACAUGCAGCGAGGCAGGGUGCGGGCGGCGCUGGCGGCGCUGCUGUGCGCGGCGCUGCUCCCGCUCCGCCCGGAGGCCGUCAAGGCGCCCAAGCGGCCGGCGCGGACCCGAACCUGCGGCGAGCGGCCCGAGGAGCUGCUGGAGCAGCUGUACGGGCGGCUGGCGGCCGGCAUGCUCAGCGCCUUCCACCACACCCUGCAGCCCGAGCCGCCGGGCCGGCAGCACAACGCCAGCUGCCCGGCCGGGGCUCGGCCGGCCGCCGACAAGAGGUUCCGGCUCCCCGUCAACCUGCGGAGCGCCUCGCCGUGGGCUUACAGAAUUUCAUAUGAUCCCACAAGAUACCCGAAGUACAUUCCUGAAGCAUACUGCCUGUGCAAAGGCUGCCUCAUGGGGAUCUUUGGCGAGGAGAACUUCCACUUCCGCAGCACCCCGGUGUACAUGCCCGCCGUCAUCCUGCGCCGCACCUCCUCCUGCGCUGGUGGCCGCUACGUCUACACGGAAGAUUAUGUCACUAUCCCAGUGGGCUGCACUUGUGUGCCCGAGCAAGAAAAAGAGGCGGAAAGCGUAAAUUCCAGCAUAGAUAAGCAAGAAAUGAAGUUGCUGGUAAGUCAGAAUAAGCCAUCAUCAGAAUGAAGAAUAUAUAGAGUUGUGUUACAGUAUUGGUCUCACGUCAUUGUUUUACCGCCUCCGGAAACUGCACCACAGCAGCAAACACAUUGACUUACCCUCUUUCUGUACUUGCAGUUAUUUCAGUUAUGAGAUGGAAAGUUUUGUCCAGUCUCUCUUAUCAUUAGAGAUGACAAUUCAUAUUAAGAACUUCUUUAGUUCAUGUAAGUAUUUGUUGCAAAUUCCAGCGUAUCUUUUUUUUUUUCUUAGAGCAGAACAUUUUAUCCUUGCUUAUUCACAGUAAAUUUUAGAAGAUGAUGCAAUUCUAAGACACGCUAGCUAGCUAUUACUAUAGCAGACUACUGGUUGUAGAUAUUUUUAAGGAGUCUCUUAUAGUCUACUUUUAAAUACUCAUAUAAAAAUCGCAUAGCUGCUGUACAUGUGCCAAAUCAGCACUUAGUUACAAGGGUAUUUUCUUAGGCUGGGAGACCCUUUCUUUAUAUUGCAUAUCUCAACUCCAAGCAGCGUGCUUGGCUGUUACAUCUUUGGCUAUUUAUACACCACAGCAAGGAAACGUUUGCUCAGUUUGAUUUUCAUUAAACAAUUUUCUAUGAGUUUGCUGUUUUUAAGCUUGCCAAAUUGCUGAGGGUACCAAAGCGUUGAGAAGCAGCAUGCUAGAAUAUUGUAAAACUGCAUUGAGCUUUUCUGAUGUGGACUAAGUCUAAUUGCACAGAAAAUAUCCAUUUGAAAAAAACCCACAUUUUGAGUUCCAAUAAUUCUGUAUUAGAUUUCCUUCAUCAUGAACUGCUUAACUGUUCCUUGUGACAAAGCUGUAUUCUGUACAGUUGAAAGGACAAAAAUCUUUUCCAAGUUAGUAGAGGAGAUUCCUCAUUUAAAAAAGAAGUAUGAAGGGUAGGGUUCACCUCAGGUACACUGCAGAUGAGUAAGCAGGGUAGGUCUUAACUUGUAGGUGCUAUAGAGGUCAUUGAGGUGAGUCUCAGCCAAUCCAAACGUGUUAAAUCUAACUAGUGUUAUAUCCAACUAUACAAUUAGUGUCACUCAUUUUUCCCUAUGUAACAGACAAUCACCUGCAAAAGUGCAGUCUUCCAUCUUUGCAGCUUGCAGGAACUUGAUGGCAAGCCCUAACAACAAACCCUAGACACACGAGAAUUUGCAUUUCAAGAAAAUGGGACUGAAAGUUGACUCAGCUGAGUGAAUGAUAAUCAGGAAUAACCAGGUAUACCUUGCACAAACAUCAGAGGGCCUCAAUCACCAAAGCUGAUAAAUCGAUGAACGCACAGCAGAGAAUGCCGUUUAUAGCAGAAGGAUCAUGACUGCAAUAUUGUUACAAAAAAUAAAUGCCAUAUGCAGCAAUGUAUUUGCUACACCAAGAAUCUCAAAAUCGGGCUUACUUCAUAGUGGAGAAAGUCCCUACACUACACAGACACGCUCCUUUGGAGUGUCAUUGGAUAAAGAAUGCAAAGACUGAGCUAAGCAGAAUGAACAAGGUCAAUGGAGAAUUAAAAUAAUAUCACAAGUCUUUGUCUUGGUGCAUAACUAUUGACUGUGCUCCUUAUGAGUCAGUCUAGUAUAACUAUUGUUAUAGUGCAAUCUGUAUAGUUUCUUAAAAAGCCUAAAACAACCUUAAGAAUGCCAGAAACCAAUAAACAAUUCCUAUCACAAUGUCA
This is a messenger RNA of Columba livia (rock pigeon), 2475 nucleotides long. RefSeq names its product interleukin 17D (gene IL17D). NCBI's taxonomy places the organism in Eukaryota, Metazoa, Chordata, Aves, Columbiformes, Columbidae. The transcript has 3 exons. Gene Ontology annotation, molecular function: cytokine activity. Gene Ontology annotation, cellular component: extracellular region. The record is from RefSeq and is a predicted model, not a curated record. Bases 185 to 814 code for a protein of 209 amino acids. Gene Ontology annotation, biological process: inflammatory response.